Molecule: messenger RNA, 767 nt
Organism: Salarias fasciatus (jewelled blenny)
Lineage: Eukaryota; Metazoa; Chordata; Actinopteri; Blenniiformes; Blenniidae
Product: interferon gamma 1-like
Exons: 4
Coding region: 26-544 (172 amino acids)
Biological process (GO): immune response
Cellular component (GO): extracellular region
Molecular function (GO): type II interferon receptor binding
Source: RefSeq, a predicted model, not a curated record
CUCCUGCAGCGCCUCGCCCUCCAGCAUGCCCGCUCACAGCGCCGCCGCCGCCGCCGGCCUCCUCGUCCUCCUGGGAGUCGUGCUCGCGUCCAGCCACCCUGUGCAGUACCUGUCCGACGACUUUGUAGGCAGAGUGGAUUCCCUCAAGACGAAGCUGGGCCUGACGAAGCCGAACAUCGGCGGCAGUCCUCUCUUUGCAGAAGUCAUCAGGAGCAUCAACUCCUCCUGCCAGCAGAGAGACGACAUGCAGCUGAUGAACGCCACCCUGAACGUCUACCGGCGCGUCUUCUCCAGCAUCCUGGAGCAGGAGCAGGAGCCCUCGUCCCUGCUCGCCCACCAGGGGGUGAAGGACGUCGUCUUGUACCUGCAGGAGAAGAUGGAGACCCUGCAGAAGCACCUGAGCCACGCCAGCCACCACAGGGAGAGGCUGCUCAGCUCCCUGAACCGAAUCCAGGUGGACGAUCCGGUGGUGCAGCGGAAAGCCCUGGCCGAGGUGUUGCAAGUCUACCAGGCGGUGUCGGUGGUCAAUUCCCGGAGCCACUGAUCGCUGCAGCGCAGCAACCUUAUUCACACCGAACCUUUAUUUCUUGAUUUGAUUGCGGUUUAGAGUUAAUCUGUUUCCAUGGCGACUGCUGUAUUUAUCGUUUAUUUAAGGAGUCGGUUUUCAUCCGCCCAGCCCAAAGCUACGUAUUUAUCACGUUGUAGAUCACCAUGUUUUAUUUAUGAUUUAUUUAUGUUUAUUUAUUUGUCAGGUGUGUUGGAAUAAA